This is a messenger RNA of Theileria parva strain Muguga, 743 nucleotides long. RefSeq lists its product as uncharacterized. Lineage: Eukaryota; Apicomplexa; Aconoidasida; Piroplasmida; Theileriidae. The record is from RefSeq and is a predicted model, not a curated record. The transcript has a single exon. The coding region runs from base 291 to 701 and encodes 136 amino acids.
AAUGACUAUUUUUAUUGAUCUUUCCACCUCUAUUACAUUGCAUUUAAAAUGUUUAAAGUAUUUAAUUUUUUAAAACUUCAAACAUGUUUAGAAUCUCGUUAUUUUUUUCAAACACCGUUAUUUUAAUUUAAACUUUACAAAUGUUAAAAUGUACAAUAUUAAAUUAUUUUUAAUUUUUAGUGUUAUUUAAACUAUUUUCUCCUAAUUUAUGCCCAAUUUAGCAGUUUCACUUUCACACAUUGAAUUACACACUUUGUUGAAGAAUUUAACUCAAUUUGAGGGAAACAAAAAUGAAUUCCGAGGAUAUUUCUGAAGAUUCUGACGAGUCUGAGGAUUUUAAAGACAAUUCAGGGGAAUUAGCUUAUAGUUUAUUCGACGAUUUUAAAUCAACUGAUGCUGUUGAGGUUUAUGAGCAUAUGGAAAAUAAGUUCGGUUUCAAGUACAAUUUAUUAGGGAACACGACCUUACACAGAAUAGCCCUGAUAAAGUACUUACAGGAGAAAAGGGAUAAUAAUGAAAAUGUUCUCGAAUACUAUAAUAAAUUGCAAAAAGAUCCCAAUAUAGUUUUAAAUAAUUUUGAGGAAUAUAUUAAACCUCCCUUUAAUAACCAGAAGCUUAUUUGGGGGUUUAUGGAAAGCAGUGACUCAGAAGCUGAGGAUUCCAUUCUUUCAAAUUACAUUCACAACUAUAAACACGAAUAAUUUCAACUCAUUCUAUGUUAACUAUAUUCUACCAUAUUCUAA